UUUAGUUUACAGUACCAGAGACGGACCAACGAUAGAAACAAAUCCGGCUGUCACGGAUUCUUAACGAUAACGGAUUAAAAGACGAAAUCGGCGCUGAAAUACUUAACAAAGAUAUUUAGGAGAGCUACUCUCCGUUCGUCUUUAACGCUUUUCCUUCGGAUCUACGUCGCACGUCGUCUCUGACGUUACGCUAACGUUACAAACAAUAAUAACAAUGGCUUCUGGGUCGCCGUCGUCCUCUCCGGACACUGCGACGGGCUCAGGUACAGAUCCAGCCCGGCCCGACACAGGGGAGCCUCUCGGUGGUGCAGGCUCGGACUCUGACUCGGACCUGGGUUUGGGUAAAUUUGACUGCAGCGCCAUGGAAAUGGGGGACCGAUUGGAGGGAGAAGAGCUGGAGCGGGAGUUUCAGUCUGCAGCCGACCGGGUACGAGAUCUGGUUCAGACGGCCAGCAGGGACCAGCUGCUGUACCUGUAUGCACGGUACAAACAGGCCAAGGUUGGAAAGUGCAAUACACCAAAGCCUGGCUUCUUUGACUUUGAAGGACAGAGAAAAUGGCAAGCUUGGAAGCAGCUUGGAGACAUGGAAGCAGAUCAGGCAAUGCAGGAGUACAUUUCCUGUGUCAAUGUGUUAGACCCUGAAGGCUGCACAAAGGAAAGACGAGGAGCAGAAAGACGAAUGGGCUUCGGAGCAGCAGUCAGCUCUCUAUACCAGGAGGAGAUGAUCAGGGAAGAGGAUAAGAACAUCUUUGACUACUGCCGAGAAAAUAACAUUGACCACAUCAGCAAGGCCAUCAUCUCCCAGAAAGCGGAUGUCAAUACUAAAGACGAAGAGGGCCGAGCUCUGCUGCACUGGGCCUGUGACAGAGGACACAAGGAGCUGGUUUCUGUGUUAUUGCAGCACAAAGCCGACAUCAACAGUCAGGAUAAUGAAGGACAGACAGCACUACAUUAUGCAUCGGCGUGUGAGUUUGCCGACAUCGUGGAGCUCCUGCUGAACGCUGGAGCCGACCCGUCCAUCAAAGACACGGAGGGCUCUCUCCCCGAGGAGGUCACUGAAUCCAGUGCCAUCUCCUCUCUCCUGCGUCAGCACACGGCUCCGAAAGGCUAGAUGGGGCAUCUUCCAGCACGUUUCAUCCCUGUUCCGCUCAUUUGCUCUUCAUCAUCCCUGCUUAAUCCCUGAAGAGACUCUGUUCAUCCCCAGCAGUUAGUAAACCAGGAUUGCUGAUAGAGUUUUAUUUUAUUUAAUUUUUCAAAUACUUGAGGUGAGUUUGAUUUCAUUGGCUUAGCUCUUUGGAGGGUGUACACAUUAGCCCUUCUGUUUGAUAAGACAUAUGAAAGCAAGAACACCAUAUGUCGUUUCAUCUAAAUAUUGCAUAUUAACAUUAUGUGCCCGGUAGGGUUGAGUGAUAUGUCGGCUACUGCGAGCGCUGGUGCAGAUUUUGCUAUACUGAGGUAGUUAUACCUUAAAUAUCUCUUACUGUAUUCGACCAAUGCAGGCAAUGUUGCAAAUCAUGAGUAGGACUGCUUAUUGGCAGUAUCGGAAUGACAGGAUUUGUGCUUCAAUGUGAUGAAAUAUCUGGAUUUACCAGGUAUUUAAGUCACUGGAAAAACCAAAAACAGACAUUCCCAUUCACUUAAUUUAUCUGUAAACGAUAUGAAAUUCCCAAUAAUUCAUAGUCAAAUCAAAUAUUUUUUACAUAUCGUCCACUCCUACUGCCCAGGUCUGCCGAUCAGCCAGGCCUUUCAGUCAGGGUCAGCCCUCUGACCAUUUGUUCAUGAUUCAGUCGUUACGUUCAAGGAAUGCUUUAAUCAUUUGUCACAUUAAAGUCUUCAACAAAUACUUUCCCUCCGAGUUGUUUUCUGCUCAUUAGAUAACUUAAAGUCAACAUCGGAUGGUAGUGUGGCACGCUAUAUGGUACUCUUAUUAUUUAUAGUUCAAACACACACACACACACACACACACACGAGUAUACAGUGUAUACUACUGCAGCCCUUGUUCAAGUAAAACCUGAACUGACAUCGCACCACAAUGACUCUAAGGCAUACAUUAUCCAUACAGAUUAAACUAACUGAGCUUUUCAUUGAUACAGUUUGGAAACAUAGAUCCUUUAUGAUAAGCUUCAUUGGAAUAAACUAACAUUUGUGUUUUGAGUUUAAAUGAUUUACAAAAUGGGUAAGUUACACAAAGCAAACACGGAACAUUUUAAAAACGGUAGAAAACUUUGGGGGUAUCGCACAGAAAACACCCCCUACCAGGACCUGGACCUGCAAAUGUAGGUAGCAAUAUUAAAAGUCCAGAGAGAGAAAAUAAAAACGAAUAGACUAUAAUCACAUCACCAACAACUUGACCGUGCUUUAAGUCUAACCAUGUUGGUAUGCCAUAAUACAAAUGAGCACUAAUAUAAGUUCAAUGAAACCUCAUUUAUUUGUCUGUAAUAUAAUGCUGUCAAAACCAAUGAUAACACACGGCUGGAAUCAUCAACUAACUAAAAUGGCCCAUCUUCAUCGACCUCACAGUAUACGCACAACACACUGUUCAUACAGCGCUGGACUCUACAACCUGCCUCUGUGGUAUUAUGUCAUAUAGGAGAGAGCUGGAUGUUCUCCAAAAAUAACCAACACAUGGUCUGAGUCCAAAUCUGCUUUA
Molecule: messenger RNA, 2650 nt
Organism: Anarrhichthys ocellatus (wolf-eel)
Lineage: Eukaryota; Metazoa; Chordata; Actinopteri; Perciformes; Anarhichadidae
Gene: acbd6
Product: acyl-CoA binding domain containing 6
Exons: 8
Coding region: 215-1111 (298 amino acids)
Molecular function (GO): protein binding; fatty-acyl-CoA binding
Source: RefSeq, a predicted model, not a curated record